Molecule: messenger RNA, 2367 nt
Organism: Nilaparvata lugens (brown planthopper)
Lineage: Eukaryota; Metazoa; Arthropoda; Insecta; Hemiptera; Delphacidae
Product: myogenesis-regulating glycosidase
Biological process (GO): carbohydrate metabolic process
Molecular function (GO): hydrolase activity, hydrolyzing O-glycosyl compounds
Source: RefSeq, a predicted model, not a curated record
AUGGGUCUAUUCACACACAACAAUGGCAAAGCAUCGAAGAAGGAGAAAAAAGAAAAGAAGGACACUGAGAAGGAAAUCAGCAUGCAGACAGGAAGUCCCUCAAAGCCAACCAUGGGUCUAUUCACACACAACAAUGGCAAAGCAUCCAAGAAGGAGAAAAAGGAAAAGAAGGACACUGAGAAGGAAAUCAGCAUGCAGACAGGAAGUCCAUCAAAGCCAACCAUGGGUCUAUUCACACACAACAAUGGCAAAGCAUCGAAGAAGGAGAAAAAGGAAAAGAAGGACACUGAGAAGGAAAUCAGCAUGCAGACAGGAAGUCCCUCAAAGCCAACCAUGGGUCUUUUCACUCACAACAAUGGAAAGCAUCGAAGAAGGAGAAAAAGGAAAAGAAGGACACUGAGAAGAAAUCAGCAUUUGACGCCCGAGCGGCAACGUAGCGACGUGUCGGCGGUGGGGGUGGCUACGACACAAGCGACACGUCAGCGACUGUGUCGUGCGACGACAACCGACGACGAAGAGGAUGACGAUGAGGAGGAGAGGGGGGAGCACAGGCGACUCACAGGAAACUAUGAAAUACCAGACCAUUCUCCCGGCAACUCAAUCACCAGUAUCAACUCCAUAUCGAGUCUUCUCAAGGAAAAGAUGGUUAUGUCAUUUCCUCGAGUUCUCAAGAAGCGACGCAAACCGAAGGAAUACAAAUUGCAGAGUUUUGUCGCGAUGCUCUUCACAAUAUCAUUCCUUGUGGGUUUUGCCCAUGUUUUUUAUCACCAACAGGUUUUACAGAGAGCCUAUUUCGAUAGAAUCCGAUUCAAUAAAGAGGAAAGACUUGUGCGUGUUUUCGACUCGGAAAGCGGACAGAUUGCGCUAGGCUACCUAGGCGUCCAGCUACCUGAUACCGACCGUGUGUUUCAUUGUCUACCCAACCAACAAAAAAGUGACGGAUCGGUGUGCAUGGAAUGGCUGAACCACGCCAGGCUCUAUCUGAACUACAGGGAGAGUGCCGGUCUGCGCUGUUAUCACAUCACCUGGACGAGUCUGCAGCCAGCUGAGUUCCCCACUGACUGCUACGAGGACGGCGACUACGGCCAUUGGUACGGCGGCGGACGCACACUGGGCAUGGCCUGGCCGGUGGAGUUGGGCCGUGUGGAGAUGUCGGCCUUUGUGACGGGCCACGUGGGCCGCCACCGGUGGGGGUCAGUGCUCAAACGCUACUUCAUCAACUCACGUGGGGUGGCCAUUGCAGUCGACGCCAACACGCCGCUCUAUGUCUCCAUCGACGAUGAGAAGACUAGGCUCUGUCUGCAGGCGCGUUACGACGACUUCGCCUACAUACGGCCGUCUGCAGACAGUUUGGCCGUACUCAACUAUUGGUGCACGUCGUCCAACAUGAAGCAGCUCCAUUCGUCGCUGUCGGAGAAGUCGCUGUGGGACGGACUGAAGCGGAGCGACGUCGAAGUAGUUCACUCUCUGCUCACCGAGCCUGUCUGGCAAAUAGCGCCACUGUCGCCUUCUCUGCUCACUGAACAGGCGGUCAUCAACUACACUGAAGCGGUCAUCGGCUUGGGAUUUGUGUCCUCAGGUCAUGUGUUACUGAACGAGUUUUGGCAAACCGAGGUUGGUGAUUUCACAGUUGACGAAGAACGAUUCCCCACCAUGGAGAAAACUAUUGACAUCUUUCAUCGUAGAGGAUUCCGUAUCGCACUAUCCAUCCAGCCCUACAUAUCGACCGAAUCCAUCAAUUUCGCCCCAGCAGUGCGCCAGGGUCUUCUGGUGACAGAACGAGGUCGUAAGCACAGGCGGGUGCCGGCGUUGACCAGCUACAAGUCGGUGGCCAGUGCGGGGAUGUUGGACAUCACCAACAACCAGAGCACUCCCUGGCUGCUCGACAAGCUCAACCAACUCAGGCAAAACUAUCACAUCGACUCCUUCUAUUGGGUUGUAGGCACAGCACACGACAUGCCGCAGUACUACCGGAUGGAGCGCAACCUGAACCCUGACCACUACAAGCAGCUGUUGACGGCGGCCAUCUUGAGUGGGCAACUCAGUGUGCUGGGGGUGUCGGGGGCAGUGGCUCGCCCCCCACCCGUCUUUGUCAGCCUGCCCUCGUUGCCAUCUACCUGGGAGUCUUUGCAGGUGAUAAUUCCGACAGUGCUGACUUAUGGUAUUAUUGGGUAUCCAUUCUUGUUGCCUGGACCUGUAGGGGGUGAUUAUCUCAUUGAAUCUCCUUUCCGAGACAGUCUAAUCAAAGGUCCACAACGAUGCCAUUAUGUUUUGACAAGACCUUCAUGAUUUUGCUCAACAAGACAUUCAUGAGUCACAACUUCCAGCAGUUCCGAAUCUUCAAUAAGAUGCCCCAGAGAAUUAGAC